Molecule: messenger RNA, 1025 nt
Organism: Bemisia tabaci
Lineage: Eukaryota; Metazoa; Arthropoda; Insecta; Hemiptera; Aleyrodidae
Source: RefSeq, a predicted model, not a curated record
AUUCGUUUGAUUCGUUUCAUCACAUACCUAUUUUAAAGCAAAAAAGAAUUUCCCGGUUUUCUUUUUAGUAGUUUUCUCUCUGAAGUAAUGUAGGAAAAUUCGUGCGUACAAUUUGUGGUUUCGUGAGUUUUCGGCAUGGAAUUGACUACUCGCAUCCUGCUAACCAAGUCACUAAGUAGAUGGCAAGGAUGAAAAAACCUGGAGAACUGGGCUGACAUUUUUAUAACAAUCGAUCGUUCCAUUUUUGACUUCUCCACCAAAUAAAUUGACGAUGAUCUGACCGCGUUUGGUGUGUACAUCCUGACUUACAUUCUUAAACAUGUCAAGGCACAAAUCUAUCAUAGGAUUCCUGUGAUGGGCUCCAGCCAGUUUCUCGAGGCCUUUCAUAUACGAUUUGCAGCUUAUGAGCUUCCACUUCUUUUUCACUGGAACAGAAAAUUGAUAACAUUACUUCGUGCUUUCAAGGGAGGCCUCAAAGAUUUAUCAGACGAUCCUCUGCUCUUUUACUAUAGAGCUGUCUUUCGACUUUAUGCAGAGCCUCUACUGUCACUAUCGGUGACAAUUUUCCAUCCCUCUCGACAGGGGCCGACAGGUUCCAAAUUUUCUGGGGAAAAGCCCUGCAGGAAAGAGGAUCAAGGAUCUCCCCUCAGCCAGUCUUAAUUCUCCGCCUCUGAACGUUUAUAUAACAGUAGUAAUGGUGAACACUUAACACGUUGACUGCCACGCCGGUCGUAUCGACCGGCCUCGAAGGGUUCUGCCGGUUCUUGUAGAGUAGUUUUAUUUGACGAGGAAGUAUGAUUUUUUUUUCCCCAGAAAACUUUUAUUUUCGUACUUUUAUUCAAUAUCUUCGUAGUUUAAUAUUUCGCUGGAAUACCAAGUUAUUCUAGAUACAAGAAGAAAAAAUGACGAUGUUUGAUUAGAUUACGUUGUUGUACCAGCAGUGAUCUAAACCUAACCUAACAUUGUCAAAAGACAUUGUUUUCAAGGAAACGAAAUGUAAUAUAGAGGAAAACGGAGCAUCGAAA